AUGGCUGAGAUCAGCCUCCAGACCACGCAACCAAAGAUCAGCGGUUUCUUCACGAAACCAACGGGAGAGCAUGCAUCUGGAGUUCAGAAUACUCCGCAGAUCCUGGUGACUGCUCCAACACAACCAGAUCUCUCAGGCUCUUUGUCAUCUACGCGUCCUCUUGACGUUUCAGAAGAUAAAGUAGAUUCUCAGGAGUCUCAUCCUGCACGCGAGGUUAUCGUCAUUGAAGACUCACCAGUGAAGCCAACCGCAGUUGAACUACUGCCUUCUAUCGAUACAAUAUCAAAGAAUAAAAAAGAGGAUUCCAAUGCCUCCUCACUGCUCACUUCAGCAAAACCUACGAAACCGGUCCAUCCUUUCUUCGCUGCACGCGUCCCACCGAUCACGUCGACAUCGAAACAUGCUUCUAAGUCUUCCAAGGUGGUCCCUGUAGUCGCAAAUGGAGAUUACUUUCCAUGGCCAAACCAUGAAUUUGCUCAUGUUGGAUACUCUUCCACAAGAGAUCGCCUUCCGCACGUAUUUGAGACCCAAAAGCAUAAAUCUCCUCAAGGGAUCACAAAAACGUCCUCUGAUUUGUCGCAAUUCGUCGAUCUCACCCUUCAACACCGGACCCUUCUUCGGUCGGAGUACUACAUAAACAAAGAAACUGCAAUAGAAGAAAUCCCAGCAGAACAUCGCCGGAUACCCGCUGUUGCUCGAAUAUUAAACGAGGAGCAUGUCAUCGGCCCGAACCACCAGUUGUGGAAUGACAAGUUUGCCCCUAAAAGAGCGGAGCACGUCUUACAGAAUCAAGAACAGGCUAUAUACUUAAAGUCGUGGCUUCAGAUGUUGGAAGUCCAGCUAGAGUCUACGAAUCCCAUUGACGCUCCGAGAGGAGUCAAGCGGUCGAGGCCCGCAAUCUUGAGGGAUGUCGCGAAGCGGAAAAGGCGGAGAAGAAACUCUGAAGAUUCGGACGAAAUUGAGGAUUUCAUAGUGGAGGAUGACGAGGAUGACGGUGGCAAUCUCGACCUUCAAUCCUACGAUGAUCUAGAUGAUGAUCUUCGAAGUAUUGGAGAUGAUCUUCCCCGAACAGCGACCACUACCAGCACUCCACUCAGUUCUAGGAGUAACUCUCCCCUUCCCCCAGCGUUUAUCUUUUCGUCUCUUGGAACGCGGUCACGACCGUCAGCUCGCCGCAUCGCAGAGUCAUCUCCCGUGUCAACACCUGAACCAGGACAUCCAGCUAUAAUCCCAGCUACUUCUCCAAAAUUCGUUAAAUUCGAGGAGAGACUUGCAAAUACGAUUGUACUUUGUGGCCCCUGUGGCUCAGGCAAGACGGCUGCAGUUUAUGCUUGCUCUGAAGAGCUCCAAUGGAAGGUAUUCGAGUUUUACCCAGGGAUUGGAAAACGCUCCGGUUCCGCGUUUAUGAAUGAGCUCGGAGGUGCCGGAGAAAACCACAGAGUGGGAGGUACGGUGGUCAUGGAUAACGAGAACGCUGGCCAACAUCAAGCUCAGUCGCUUGGUUUCCUGACGUCUCCCUCCAAGAAGAAGAAUGGUGUCGCGGCGAUGUCACCUAUUUCGGAUGUGCUACCCACCCAAGUCGAAGUCCGUCAGUCCCUCAUCUUGGUGGAGGAGGCAGACAUCUUAUAUCAAUCCGAUACCAAUUUUUGGCCGACCCUGAUCAAUUUCAUUCGCAAGUCGCGGAGACCGGUCAUCUUGACCUGUAACGACGUCAGACUUAUUCCGGUUGAUGAUCUCCCUCUGCAGAUGGUUCUGUAUUUUAAUCCAUGUGACGCAUCCCUGGGUACCUCCUACCUUCAAGCAAUCGCGAUUGCCGAGGGCCGGCUCGUCAAACGAGAAUGCACCCAGGCAUGCAUGGAGGGCUCGAUAUACUAUCCGAUCAAAGUGGACAUUCCAGACCAGCCGAUGCAUCCUCUUCCCUCAGAGCAGCCGCUGUUCCAGCACGAUCUGAAGAAGGCAAUAAAUGCACUUCAAUUCCACCUCGCUGUGAACAACACCGGCGAACGGAUCGAAGAUAACGACGUUGCGCUAUUGUCUGCCGUAACGCCCGAGGACACGCGAUAUCGCCCACAAUCGUCGAAUGAGGAGAUGGAUGAACUGAGAGCGCUGGGAGUCGCUUUGGAUGCCGUAUCACUGAGUGAUGCAUUGAUUGAUAGGCGAGCAAAGGUUACUUUAGAGGCGCAGUCGAUUGACAGAUACGGACCCUCUGGAGACGACAUUCAAGGCCACAUGCUGCUGAGCAAGGUAGCGGCGCCGGAGGAGGUCGCCAAUUCUGUGCUCUGCCCACGCGACGAGGACAUGGCAUUGUGGGUGGCGUCCCACGCAGAAGUUCAGCUGAAGCAACGUGGGUCCGUGCAGUUGGCUAAACGGGGAGUGGUCCCCCGUGCUGUCGAGAUGGUAUCAGGAGAGGGAGAGUCUGUCCCGGGACUGGAAGACAGCAUGCAGCUUGCAACACGCAGGAGGGAGUAUCAAGCGAGGAUUGUUCAAGCACUCGAUGAGAAGAUUACGCUCCAGGGGUGUCUGCUGCCGUCAGAGGGGUGCGUUCUGGACUAUGUGCCGUAUAUGAUGGAAAUGGCCCGGGGAGAGCACGGAGGAUGGGGAUGGAUGAGUACCGAGGGGAGAGGGACGCUCCUUGCGGAAAGGCUUGUGCUGCCAACGUAA
Messenger RNA from Serendipita indica DSM 11827, 2661 nucleotides. NCBI's taxonomy places the organism in Eukaryota, Fungi, Basidiomycota, Agaricomycetes, Sebacinales, Serendipitaceae. The record is from the annotation of a GenBank genome assembly.